Anopheles stephensi (Asian malaria mosquito) is the source of this 3689-nucleotide messenger RNA. RefSeq names its product glycine-rich cell wall structural protein 1.8-like. The record is from RefSeq and is a predicted model, not a curated record. The transcript is spliced from 5 exons. The coding region runs from base 236 to 1936 and encodes 566 amino acids. Lineage: Eukaryota; Metazoa; Arthropoda; Insecta; Diptera; Culicidae.
UUAUUUGGGUACGCAGAGAGGAAGACGCCAUUUUGAAACAGUGAAAACCAAGCUAGCUACCCGGUUUCGUGAAAAAAUUGCGUGAUCGCUGUAUGUGGUUUGUCUUGACGUGCUUUUUAGUGAUAAACUAUACCUUCGUUUGAUUGCUUUGUGUGCCGGCUCCGAUUGUGCAUCCAACCCAGAACCUCAAGCCGAAAGUGAAGGAACGGUUGCCAAGUGAACACUUAUAUAAAGAAUGAUGGAUAUGUCCGGUCCACCUAGGGGUGGGUAUCGUGGCCGUGGCGGACCCCCGCGGGGUGGAUACAGUGAUCGGGGAGGUUCACCAUUUCCCUUCAGAGGUCGUGGUCGUGGAGGUGGACCGCCGAUGGGUCCGCGCAUGGGUAUGGGAGGCGGUGGUCCACCAAUGAUGCGAGGACGCGGGGGAAUGAUGCGUGGUGGUGGACCACCAAGGGGAAUGGGCGGUCCUCCCAGGGGUGGUGGUCCACCAAUGUCACGCGGUGGACCUUACGGUGGGGGUGGUGGUGGAGGCGGUGGUCGACCUAUGGGAGGUCGCUCCAACUACGGUGGCCCAUCAUCUUCCGUAUCGAACGGAUCGGGGCCGCCAGCCACGAUUGCACAGACAGAAAACGGCGACGGUGGUAAAGUGCCGGAAACAAAUGGCGCAACCAAAGCCGUCUCUACAACUUCCGCUGGUGGAACGGGUACUGGACAGAGUGGAGGUACUGGUGCCGGUUCCGGAAAUUCGGGCACUGGCGCGUCCCAGGGUGGGGCAACCGGUGGUUCCGAGGCUGAGCACAUGUCGCCCAAGCAAUCGAUUAAAACGGCAGAUUCGAGCAGCUUAGCAGCUGCGUCACAAGAAUCGUCGAUACAAUCCACACAUUCGUCGGCACCGUACCAUUCGUCGCCGCGCGGAAUGUCUCGCGGACGGGGAGGAUUUAUGUCGCGUGGUAUGGGCCGUGGUCGUGGUGGCGGAGGAGGCGGUUACGGUGGCGGUGACUAUGGCGGACCAAGACCAUUCCGCGGCGGUGGAAUGGGUGGCGGUCGUGGACGUGGUGGUGGUGGAGGUGGCGGUUACGGCGGUGGUGGAGGCGGCUAUGGCGGAGGUGGUAUGUCUGGUGGUGGCUAUGGCGGCGGUGGCGGUGGUGGAAUGGGAGGUGGUGGCGGUGGCGGAGGAUAUGGCAAUGCUCCUCCCUCUUCGUACAACCCGAUGGGUGGUUAUGGACAGAACAAUGGUGGGCCGGGAGGUGGUGGCUAUGGCCAAGGACCUCCACCGCCGCGCCAGUUCGAUUCACGACAACCAUCGAACCCGUCCGCUGUGCCACCUAUCAACAAACGUGGCGGCAUCCCUGGAGUCGGAGGUCCGCCGGGACCGAAACGUGGUCGGUAUGAUCCGGGCCCACCAAGCCGUGCCCUGCCUCCGAAAGCCAUGGCGCCACAUCACGGUUCGGCUGCACCCGUGCCUUCGUACAGCGCUCCUCCACAGCCAAUGGCAAACCACGGCGGAUACAGCGAUCCGAACGCGCAUGCUCCACAGAUGGAGCACCAGUACACGCACACAGCAACGGCCAAUACCGGCGGCUAUGGUAACGCGGCCGCCCCACAAACCGGUUACGCUAGCAACGGCUACAGUCAGGGCUCGUACGGUAACACCACGAUGGCCAGCACCGGAUAUCCGAGCACAGGAACAGAAUACGACACAACGCACUAUGAUUACAGCAACACGGCCACGUAUGAUACUCGCGGCUAUCAGUCUGGCUAUACGCAGGACUACAGCCAAACGUACGGCGCCACCACGGAUUACAGUGCGGUGUCGACAGACACCUAUGCCAGUCAGCAGUAUGACGAUCGCUCCACUGCCUACAGUGGUUACGACGCGCAAGCGUAUUCGCAGGGCUACGCCAAAACCGAUCAAUACGCACACAGCGGUUACUAUUAAACGCGGCAUAAAGAAAGAGAGAGAGAGAGAGCAGGCAAGCAAGCAAAACAAAAAGCAAAAAACCAAUGCCUGAAUGCAAACCAAAACGCAAUGGCGUUGCGUUGCGAGGGACACAAACUAAGUGAUUGCGAAGAGAGCAGCAGCAGCGCGUGCAUCAAGCUGCAGCUACACAUGGCUCUAUGCUACUACAACCAUGCUUUUCAAUGAUCGAUAGCAGCAGCAGCAGAAGCAACCACCACACUCACAAAGAUAACAGCUGGGUGGGUGUGUGUGCUGUGAAGAAAAACAUAAACAAAAAACCAAAAUCCUAUAGUCAACCGAUGUGAACUGAACUGGUGCCCCCUACUCUCCAAGCAAAUGCGCAUCAUUCGGCAAUCGGAGGGGCUAAAGCAACAAAACCACAGAUGAAACAGAAUAGAACGCAAAACACAGGUAAAGAAGCUAAACCUAUUCAACAAAACACCAUAGCCCCAUCGGCAUGCUCCGCAUGAACACGAGGAGUAAGAAACGAUCGACGAUAUCGAUCGGUUAAAUAAGUGUACAGAACUAAAGAGACAGCAACCCAUGCUGGGGCCACACACACACACGGGGGCCCUUUCGACAUUUCGUGAUCAGUGCGGAAGAGAAGAAGAAGAAGCAUUCAUUCAUGUAUCCGGUAUCGGGAUACGUACCUCAAUAUUAGUAGCAUUAGAAAGGGUGGAUAUCCAUUUCGUCGUGUGAAACGUGUAGAUUAGAUUUAUUCAGUCAGAGACAUACAGAGACAGUGUGAACAAUUAGUAUGUAGUAAGGACGCAGGUAAAUGGAGGGAGAAAUGAUUACACAGAGGAACACGUUUUAGAUUGGAAUGGAUAAUAGUCAAAGCAUCGGCAACGGGGUCUCCCAAGCCAAGUACAGGAGCGCCAACAUCGUGUGGUUAAAAUCGGUUAAAAUAAUCUAGCAAGAAGAGUCCAUUGAUCGUAAUUGAUAAGCGUAUUGUAGAAUGUAGUUCCCACGUCGUACAGGUUACAUUUCCUUUUUUUUAUUUCUUCAGUUAAAGUUGUGUGUCAAACAAAACAAAAAAUGCUUUUGCUAUUGUUAUCCCAACUAACUGUGGACCGACCCACUCACACACACACACAUACAACAGUUGUGACGAACGUCCCCUUUCAUGUGAUUAUUUUGUGGCAGAUACUUGUUUGGAACAUAAGUAUAUAAAAGCUUUUUUUAAACUUUCUUGUUUUUUUAAUAGUUUUAUUUGACAAUCUUUACUGUGUGUGUGUGUUUUUUUUUUUGUUUUUGCUCCCUUACCUGUUGUCUUGUGUUUUUGAGUACAAUCGGCACUGACGAUUAUGCAGCGUUUAUAAUCGUCUAAUAUAAUAAUCAAUAAUUGAAUAAUAAUAAUAAUACAAGCUAGGCAUCAGUUAGAACACACAGAAAAGGAGCCAAUUUGCAAAUGACGAAGCGUAGCAUGAUAGCACUAACUGAAGAAAGGUUUUUAAGCAGGAUUAUUGUGGUCACACAGAAUACACACGUAUAUAUAGGAAGGCAGACGGCGGUUAGGCAGGAGCCGUUCUCUAGUUUAUCUUUUUGAAAGUAGCGCUCUCUGGGCGAAGAAUCGCAGACAGUAACCACUACUAGAAGGUUUUUGGUGUGUACAGGGCAAGUUCAACACAAGAGCAAAAAAAAAAUUAAACAAUGGAAAACUAUUAAUGGAAAAUCAAAGAAACAGAUUCAACUAACCAUAAAUAAAUUUGGUACCAAUCGUACAUACAUA